Penicillium salamii is the source of this 459-nucleotide messenger RNA. Lineage: Eukaryota; Fungi; Ascomycota; Eurotiomycetes; Eurotiales; Aspergillaceae. The record is from the annotation of a GenBank genome assembly.
AUGACCAGAGCCAAGCCGAAAAUAGCCCGCGCCCGUGGUGCAGCUCCAAGCGCGCUGAAGAUAGAUAGAAAUAUCAUCUUCCUGCUCUCGGUUAUUGAACUGUCGCCUUUGGAACUCGACUUCAGGGCCAUGGCCCAUGUCAACUCCACAACCCCACAACAGGAGAAGCUCAAAUUCGAGGCGCUGAAAAUGAAAAUCAAAUCGGCAAUGAACACCACCAAACCUGGAUGGGUUCCCGGACGUGGAUCGAGGACACCUGUGGAUGAGACGUACAUCCAACUGUUUAUGGCCAUCGAUCUGGCAAAAAACAAACCUAACUUUCGCAACAUUGCGGCUGCCAAGUUCGAAACAGUGGGGGCAGCCAACACGCGAUACUACCACCAAAAGAAGGCCAUUCUCAAGGCCAUGGAAGAUGGCAAGGACGAUAAUGAGCAAUCUAUCCCCUUUGCCAGGAAGUAA